AUGCGAGUGGGGACCGACAAGGCGAGCGAGAUCUUCCGCAAGAACCCGAAGUGGGCCAAGAAGUUCCUCGUGAUACGCAAGCUCACCGACAUGGUGAUGGGCGACCCAAAUUUCUUGCCCAACCCUUGCGCCAUCCUCUGCCCCUUUGACGGGCCCCGCUGCACGCACGGCUUUUUUCGGAUGAACGGGAGCUGCAAGCCCUCACAGCUCUUCUCGCACUGGCAGCAUAUGCAUGCCAACAACCCCGCCGCCAAGCAGCUGGAGGCGCGCUGGCGCCAGGCGAUCAAGAUGAAGGGCACAUCUCGCUCGAGCAGCUCGACCAGCGACGUGGGGAAGGUGCUGCUGACCGCAGAGUUGUUGGAGAAGGAGGCGUCGAUCCGGGAUGUGUGCGAGGCGGAGAGGCGCGCGGGCGCGGCAAAGAUGGCGGCGGUCGAGGCCGUAGUGGCCAGGGUGGAGGGUGAGGCCGCGGGGGGCGACCGCCUCGCGUUGGAGGCUCUGCGGGGCGCGGAGGCGGCGGCGAGGAGGGCGUCGGGCGACGCGCAGGCGGAGCUGGAUCGCUUGAAGAGGAUGCACCAGCUCAUGGCGUUCAGGCGUGCUACCGUAGCGUUCGGUGCCGCGGCGCUGCUCGUGUUCGCGACGGCAACGAUCCAGUCGCCGCCGGACGAGGACGACGAGGAGGAGGGGGAUCUGUUCGAGGAGCCGUUCUGGGCCGAGUUCGCUGGCAAGAUCCAGUCUUCUGUGGAUGGCGGGACGCUGCUCCGGGCGCGGCGGUGGGGCAACAUCGCCAACGGCGUGCUCCUUGGCACGACGGGUCCGAUCGCGCUCAUCAUUUCGGCCAUCGGCCUGCGGCUGCCGCACGCCGUGCUCGCGGGGUAUCUCGCUGCGCUCGGCGGCACCAUCACCUCACUGGAGCUCGGGCUCUCGCCCAUCGCGCCGUGGAUACUGCGCUUUGUCUCGGCCGAUGAGCUGGAGGGCGGCGAUGUACGAGGAGGGGUGGACCAGGCCGCGGACUACGAGCCCGGCGCCGAGCCCGAGAUCGACCUGCAGCCGCCGCUCUGAAGCGGCCCUCUCCGGCCGCUGGGGUGGUGGCGGCGGCAGUGGCGGUGAUAGCCGCGGGCGUGCAAGAUUGCUUGCGUCACCGCUCGCCCCCGGACUCUGCACGCGUGCGCCCACCGUUCGAAUCCAGCAGAUCCGCUCUCCUCGCGUGACACGCAGCGUCGGUGGUGGGAGGUUCAUGCGCCCUGGUUCUCCCUGGGAGGAGACGCCCCCCUGCCUGAAGCGUGAAGGCUGAAGCGCAGUGAAGUGGUCCCGGGCGUCUGUGACACUUUUUCGAGCAAAAGGCGACUUUAAA
Emiliania huxleyi CCMP1516 is the source of this 1351-nucleotide messenger RNA. RefSeq lists its product as hypothetical. NCBI's taxonomy places the organism in Eukaryota, Haptophyta, Isochrysidales, Noelaerhabdaceae. Bases 1 to 1059 code for a protein of 352 amino acids. The record is from RefSeq and is a predicted model, not a curated record. The transcript is spliced from 4 exons.